This is a messenger RNA of Moesziomyces aphidis, 867 nucleotides long. Lineage: Eukaryota; Fungi; Basidiomycota; Ustilaginomycetes; Ustilaginales; Ustilaginaceae. The record is from the annotation of a GenBank genome assembly.
AUGCAGGCCGAGGUGGAUGCUACACAGGACACCGAGUUCCACGACGCCCUGCGCGCACAUGGCAUUAUCCCGCCCAAACCACCCUCGCGCUCGCCCUCGCCCGAGCUUCCGAGCGCCUCGGAGCUGCGCAGCCAAGCGCUCAAACAGGCGACGGUCUCUGACCUCGACCUCGAGCUCGAAGGUGCAGUGGACGAUGAAGAAGAAAGGCUGCUCGACAAGAUCCGUCGCCAGCGCAUGGCGCAGCUGCGUGCCGAAACCACCAAGGCGCGUUUCGGGCGCGUCUAUCCCAUCAGCCGACCCGACUACACGCGCGAAGUGACGGAAGCCAGCAAGACCGAUCCCGACACCGAUGCCGAGUCUGCGCCUGCACAGCCUGCGGAGGGGACGGAUAAGCAGCGCCAGGGCGGUACGGGUGUGGUGUGUUUCCUGUACAAGGACGGCAUUGACACGUGCCGAUUGCUCGCCGGCUACCUCGAUACGCUCGCUGCAAAGUACCCCGCGACGAAGUUCGUCAGCAUCGUCGGAGAUCAGUGCAUCCCCAACUAUCCGGACCGCAACCUGCCCACGCUGCUGAUCUACAGGAACGGCGAGCUGCAUCGCCAGAUCGUCGGCCUGCGUCCCGAGAUCGGCCUCGACGGCAUGAAGACCAAGUGCGAGGACAUCGAAUUGCUCCUCACCGCGGUUGGUGCGAUCGAGCGCUCGAGCGUGCCCGGUGCACCCACAAAUGCGGACAACGCAAGACCAGAUACAAUCGACGAGGAAGAGGAGGACGAGGAGGAUGGAGAGCACCGGAAGCGCAGCAUCCGUGAUGGCGGCAAGCCAAAGACGCAGGAGGAGCUCGAUGACGAACUCGAUUGGGACCUGUAG